Messenger RNA from Hordeum vulgare subsp. vulgare (domesticated barley), 1563 nucleotides. RefSeq lists its product as uncharacterized. The record is from RefSeq and is a predicted model, not a curated record. The coding region runs from base 672 to 1436 and encodes 254 amino acids. Lineage: Eukaryota; Viridiplantae; Streptophyta; Magnoliopsida; Poales; Poaceae. The transcript is spliced from 2 exons.
AUGAUAAAAAUACAUGCGUUUAAUGCUAAAUGGUACCCUCCUACAUCCGUAUUAUUUGUGGACUGGUUCCUUGAAAAAAAAUUGCUAAAGAAAAUUUACGGGCCCGAAAUAAAUACCGUCUAGUACUUUAGGAGUAGAAAACAUUGAAUGACAGCAUAUGUUGUGUUGGUCCCCUCUCCGUCUCCAUCUCCCCGGUCAUUUCAUUUUCACUGCAGCAUUCAUGCAUGCAUCGUACUCCACCUAGAGCACACGCCCUAGUGUAUUGCUAGUGUCUAGCGGUGGUGGAGGAGCCUCAAAUUUAUUUGCCUUUCCGUGCACACAACGCUCGAUUUCCUUGCGUUGCGUUGCGUUGCGUUUGCGUGUGUACGGCAAGGUGAAUUGAUGAGCCUUGCCCUACCCUACCUGCUGUCACUUUUUCUUUCUUUACUUUCCGUUGAACAAGCAAGAGCAGAGCAGCAGCAGCAGCUCGCCCUUCACUUUCCCCCCGAUCUCAAUUUUCAUCUCAUCUCAUCUCAUCCCAUCCACGCCAACGGAACGGACGGACCAAUCUCUUAAUUUCUUCUUCUUCGUCUUCUUCUUUCCGUGUCCGUCCACCAUUGCUUGUUUCUUUCUUUCUUUUUUUCUAUCCGCUCUGUCUUCUUCUUCUUCUCCUCCUCUUGGUGAUAGUGACAAUGUGGCUUGGGAUCUCCAACUCCAACUCCAAGCAAGGGCAAGCACAAGGAUCUGCAGCAGUGCUCGCCAUAGUUUGCGUAUGCACCAUAUCUUGCAUGUCGAUGCUGCCUCUCGCUGCAGCCACCAUCCAUCACGAAGGAGGUGCACAAGGAAGUGGACGCGGAGGAGGGAGCCCAAACCCAGCCAACUCGCUGGUGGCGCUGGUGAACGCCGACCGAGCAGCGGCCAAGCUGCCCGCCCUCCCCACCACCAAGGGCCUCGGCUGCAUGGCGCUGCAGUGCAUCGCCCGCUGCCUCGCCCUCUCCCCCGCCACCGCCUGCGCCGCCCACGGCACGCUCUCGCCGCCCUGCCAUCCGCCAGAGACGGACAUCACGCAGGUCUACGCCGCCAACUGCGGGGUCGAGCUGCCCACCGUCGACGUCAUCACCGGCCGCGUCCUAGGAUGCAGCCAGAGCAUCGAUGAGGCCGGCGCCAACGCGACGGCGACGGUCCGCAGCAGGGAGCACGCGCAGGUGGGCGCCGGCGUCGACCGCGGCGUCUUCUGGUGCCUCCUCUUCAGCAGCGGCAGCCCCAACUCCACCUUCAAGCUCGAGGCCGCCGGCAGGGGCAUCGGACAGGACCACGGCUGCUUCAGCGACCCCGACGUCGCCCUCUCCUCCUGCACCACCUCCAGCGCCGCCGCCCAACACCAAACAAGACGAGUCGCCGCCGGCUUCUUUGCUUCGACUCUGCUUCUUCGAUUCCUGCUGCUAUUCCUCCUUUAGCUCUAGCUCCAGUAAACUCUGUACCAACUGAAUUAUUAUUAAGCUAGCAGAGACAGAUAGAUACUACUAUUACUCUUGUAAUUUUCCUAUUCAAACAGUCAGUCAGUGAUGAUUUCUUUUCUUCCCA